AUGGUUUUAUCCGUUAAAGGAGACGAGCCUGUGGAAGACGGGAUGAAGAUCGCGACGGAUCAUGUGGAAUUGGGUCAUGACCCAAAGAGAAAGAUCAAGAAAUCAAAAUCUUCAGGAGGAAACAGUUUGUCCAACUUGGUAAGUUCAUUCUUCAAAAUUUGCUAUAAAGCGUUUUUUUUUCAGUUCCGUCACUCUGAUUGCCUUGAUUAUCUUCUUCUUCUCGGAGGAAUUGUGUUCAGUUCUGCCAGUGGAGCACUUCUCCCAUUCAACAGUCUUAUUUUCGAAGGAAUCACCAAUGUCUUGAUGCAAGGACAAUCCGAAUGGCAGAACGGAACAUUUGCUUAUGACACAUUCAGCACCGGAAUCCGUCACUACUGUCUUCUCUAUUUCUUGCUUGGACUCCUCCUAAAACUUUGUUCCCAAAAAUUCCAAAUUUUUCAGAACGCUUGCCUCUACACCAUGGCUGAGCGACGUCUCUACUGCAUUAGAAAACACUUGCUAAGAUCCGUCCUCCGUCAAGAUGCACAAUGGUUUGAUGAGAAUACGGUUGGAGGGUUGACCCAAAAAAUGAGCAGUGGAAUCGAGAAGAUCAAAGAUGGAAUUGGAGAUAAGAUUGGAGUUUUGUUCUCGGGAGCUGCGACGUUUAUUAGUGGAGUCUUGUUGGGAUUCUAUAUGUGCUGGCAAUUGACUCUGGUGAUGUUAAUUACGGUACCGCUGCAAUUGGGACAAAUGUACAUGUCGGCCAAGCAUCUCAACCGCGCCACAAAGAACGAAAUGUCCGCGUACUCCAGCGCUGGUGGAAUGGCCAACGAAGUGAUCGCUGGUAUCCGAACUGUUAUUGCUUUCAACGCUCAGCCAUUUGAGAUCUCCAGAUACGCUGAUAAAUUAGCUGAAGCUCGACAAAUGGGAAUCCGGAAGUCGAUCGUUCUUGCGUCUUGCAGUGCCGUCCCUCUUGUUUUGAUGUUUGUGCUGAUGGCUGGAGCCUUCUGGUACGGCGCGAUUCUCACUUCCUUUGGAAUCGCAACUUCAGGAACCACUUUCGGAGUGUUUUGGGCGGUUCUCUUGGGAACUAGACGUUUGGGAGAGGCUGCUCCUCACAUGGGAGCCAUCCUAGGAGCCAGACUUGCAAUCAAUGACAUUUUCAAAGUUAUUGAUAACGAACCAGAGAUCAAUUGUACUAAGGAGACCGGAAGACGACCGGAAAAGAUUAAUGGAAAACUCAACUUUGAUAAUAUUGAGUUUACCUACCCAACUAGACCAGAUGUUAAGAUUUUGAAAGGAGUCUCAUUUGAAGUGAAUCCAGGAGAGACUGUUGCAUUGGUUGGGCACUCUGGAUGUGGAAAGUCUACUAGCAUCGGUCUCUUGAUGAGGUUCUAUAAUCAGUGUGCGGGAACGAUCAAACUUGAUGGUGUCCCAAUUGAGGACUACAACAUUCAAUGGCUUCGAAGCACGAUUGGAAUCGUCCAACAAGAACCAAUCAUCUUUUUGGCUACUGUAUCAGAAAACAUCAGAAUGGGUGACAACUCUAUUACCGAUAAGGAUAUUGAGGAUGCGUGUCGUCAAGCUAACGCUCAUGACUUCAUCGGACAUCUUAGUGACGGCUACAACACUAUAAUCGGCGCAGGAGCAGUCCAGCUCUCUGGUGGUCAGAAGCAAAGAGUCGCUAUUGCCAGAGCCAUUGUCCGGAAACCCCAAAUCCUUCUCCUUGAUGAAGCAACCAGUGCAUUAGAUACCGAAAGCGAGAGAAUGGUUCAAGCAGCUCUGGAUAAGGCCUCGCAAGGAAGAACUACAUUGUGCAUUGCUCAUCGAUUGAGUACCAUCAGAAACGCCAACAAGAUUUUGGUAUUUGAUCAAGGACUGAUUGUUGAGAAAGGAACUCAUGAUCAAUUAAUCCGUCAAAAUGGAAUCUAUGCCAGUAUGGUGAGAGCCCAGGAGAUUGAGAGAGCAAAAGAGGAUACAGUUGUAGAGGGUAUUUAUCAUAGAUUUGUGUUUAAAAAAAACAUAAUGAUAUUUUUAGAUGACUCCCUUGAAGAAGAAACACAAUCAAUUUCCCGCCGGUUAUCUACCUCUGAGGAUGAGGUUCGCAAGAGCAAGAGUCUUCUUCGAGACUCGGCACGUCUCAGCCAAAGUAUGCUCAGUGUCACUUCUCAAGUGCCAGAUUGGGAAGUGGAGAUUGCUCGUGAGGAGAUGUUUGAGGAGGGAGCAAUGGAGGCAUCGAUGAUGGACAUCUUCAGAUUUGCCAAACCAGAGAAAUGGAAUGUUAUAAUUGCAUUGAUCGUUACGUUAAUCCGUGGAAUUACAUGGCCAGCAUUCUCUGUAGUUUAUGGUCAACUUUUCAAAGUGUUCGCCGAAGGAGGUGAAGAUUUACCAACCAACGCUUUUGUCAGCUCAUUAUGGUUUAUUUUGCUUGCAUUUACUUCUGGAAUCACCACUUUUAUUUCUGGGAGUCUUCUUGGAAAAACUGGAGAAACCAUGUCGAGCCGUCUUAGAUUGAAUGUCUUCAAAAAUAUCAUGCAACAGGAUGCCAGUUAUUUUGACGAGCCGAAGCAUAACGUCGGAAACUUGACAGCUCGCCUGGCAACAGAUUCACAAAAUGUUCAAGCUGCUAUUGAUCAUCGGCUCGCCGAAGUGCUCAAUGGUGUGAUCUCCUUGUUUGCCGGUAUUGCGGUUGCGUUUUGGUUCGGAUGGAGUAUGGCACCAAUUGGUCUUCUCACGGCUCUCCUUCUAGUCAUUGCUCAAAGCUCUGUGGCUCAAUAUUUGAAGUAUCGAGGACCAAAAGAUAUGGAAUCAGCUAUUGAAGCUAGUAGAAUUGUCACCGAAUCAAUCUCUAACUGGAAAACCGUUCAAGCUCUCACCAAGCAAGAAUACAUGUAUGGCGCUUUCACAACCGCAUCCAAGAAGCCACGUCAACGAGCAUUUGCCAAAGGCCUCUGGCAAUCACUAUCUUUCGCGUUGGCUGGAAGUUUCUUCCUCUGGAAUUUCGCUAUCGCUUAUAUGUUUGGUUUAUGGCUCAUCUCUAAUAACUGGACAACUCCAUUUGCCGUUUUUCAAGUUAUUGAAGCAUUAAACAUGGCAUCAAUGAGUGUGAUGAUGGCAGCAUCCUACUUCCCAGAAUAUGUCAGAGCUAGAAUUUCAGCUGGUAUCAUGUUCACAAUGAUCCGGCAAAAAUCGGCUAUUGACAAUCGUGGACUCACUGGAGAAACACCGCUCAUCAAAGGAGAUAUCAGCAUGCGUGGAGUCUACUUUGCCUAUCCGAACCGAAAACGUCAACUGAUCCUCAACAACUUCAAUAUGUCAGCCAACUUUGGUCAAACUGUGGCACUUGUGGGACCAUCGGGAUGUGGAAAGAGUACAACUAUUCAACUCAUCGAGAGAUACUAUGAUGCCGUUUGUGGAUCUGUGAGAAUUGAUGACACCGAUGUCCGUGAUAUUUCUGUCAAACACCUUCGUGAUAAUAUUGCUCUUGUGGGGCAAGAGCCAACUCUUUUCAACUUGUCCAUCCGAGAAAAUAUUACUUAUGGACUCGAGAACGUCUCCCAAGAACAAAUCGAAGAAGCUGCCAAGCUUGCUAACAUCCACAACUUUGUCAUCAGCCUCCCGGAAGGAUAUGAUACUUCCGUUGGUGCUUCUGGCGGACGAUUAUCUGGAGGUCAAAAGCAACGCAUUGCAAUUGCAAGAGCAAUUGUCAGAGACCCCAAGAUCCUCUUGCUAGACGAAGCAACGUCUGCCCUAGAUUCAGAAAGCGAGAAAAUUGUACAGGAAGCGCUGGAUAAGGCUCGCCUCGGCAGAACGUGUGUGGUCAUCGCUCAUCGUCUUUCAACAAUUCAAAAUGCCGACAAGAUUAUUGUUUGUCGAAACGGAAAGGCGAUUGAGGAAGGAACCCAUCAAAGUCUGCUGGCUCGACGUGGAUUAUACUAUCGUUUGUUAAUAAAUGCAAAAAAGGAACACCUUAUUUUUUUAACUCCCGAGUUCAAGUUCCCAAAAGAAUAUGCUCGUUAUGAGGGGAAGGCUUGGCAACUCUGGUGGUCAUUAGGCUUCCAUAAAAGUUUCUGUGGUGGACUCCAGGAGGCUGUCCACUCCUUCCACACCCUCUCUGCUUCUUUCCCGCCUCCUCUUCAUCCGUAUUGUCUUCGUCGCGCACUACUAGCCUUCUUCUUCCCCGCCCCAUUCUCUGCGUCGUUGUCGCCAAAACUUGAGCCGUCUAACUGA
Caenorhabditis briggsae is the source of this 4209-nucleotide messenger RNA. RefSeq names its product Protein CBR-PGP-4 (gene Cbr-pgp-4). NCBI's taxonomy places the organism in Eukaryota, Metazoa, Nematoda, Chromadorea, Rhabditida, Rhabditidae. The record is from RefSeq and is a predicted model, not a curated record. The transcript is spliced from 14 exons. Bases 1 to 4209 code for a protein of 1402 amino acids. Gene Ontology annotation, cellular component: membrane. Gene Ontology annotation, molecular function: ATP hydrolysis activity; ATP binding; ABC-type transporter activity. Gene Ontology annotation, biological process: transmembrane transport.